Amoebophrya sp. A120 is the source of this 424-nucleotide messenger RNA. Lineage: Eukaryota; Dinophyceae; Syndiniales; Amoebophryaceae. The record is from the annotation of a GenBank genome assembly.
CCAAGACGAUUAUCAAAUGUAAAAAUGUCUAGGUCUGGAAACUUGUGAUGCUGGGUGGCGUAUCAUGAGGAGGCCAUAAGUGCUGGCUCAGCAUGACAAGUUUCUGAGCUUCUAGGUGUUGCCUAUUCUGCAUGACAAACUGCGUCUUUGCAUGACAGGAAAUUGGGGAUCUUGGGUAACCUGCAUGACAGGUUUAAGUCUCAUGCCAGAGAAGCAUGACAAAUCGCGCAUUCUUCCAGACCCAGACAUUUUUACACUUGAUAACGAUGCAGCCGCUGCACCAGACGCGGACGGGCUCGGGCGGGACAGGACCGGAAGGGUGGCCUCGAAGAUUGACCUGGGGAAAGCGCUCGGCGUGGUGAAUGCGACCGAUAGAAAUUCUGAUAACGAAGGAGAUGAUCAUGCUACGGCUGCAUCUUUACAC